Gambusia affinis (western mosquitofish) is the source of this 20567-nucleotide messenger RNA. RefSeq names its product obscurin, cytoskeletal calmodulin and titin-interacting RhoGEF a (gene obscna). Lineage: Eukaryota; Metazoa; Chordata; Actinopteri; Cyprinodontiformes; Poeciliidae. Gene Ontology annotation, molecular function: protein kinase activity; ATP binding; guanyl-nucleotide exchange factor activity. The record is from RefSeq and is a predicted model, not a curated record. Gene Ontology annotation, biological process: protein phosphorylation. Bases 255 to 20075 code for a protein of 6606 amino acids. The transcript has 84 exons.
UCAUCACAGCACAAAAACACUGAGCGUGUUAUAGGCUGUCAACUUUAAAGACCUGGAUGUAGCAAACAAACUUUUUACUGGUUAAGUUUUUUUCCGUUCAACUUGAAGGUUUUGUAUAAGGUGGGAUUGACAAAUUUGAUGUCAUAAUGGACCAUUUAUAAUUUCCCUGAGGCAACAAGAUGGAUGUUAGGACAUUCUGUGCAAGUUUAGAUUCCUUGUAGAAAGUAAAUAAAUAUCCAUCAUCCUCUGGAGAUAUGGGGGACAAUAAAACUGGAAGUAUUGUUUCAGCUGCAAUGAACCGACUGAAAGUGGUGAAAGGAUUGGAGGAUAUGGAGGUGUCGGAGUGUGACAGCUGCUCCUUUGAGGUGACUCUUAACCUGGCUUACAUAGAAGGCAUUUGGAUCAGGGAUGGGAUGCAGGUUAAGUCGAAACCAAGUUGUCGCAUCAGUACACACGGGAAGAAACACUGCCUCAUCCUGAACCGAGUGGCUUUGGGAGAUGCUGGUUUAUACUGUUUCCGGGCCAGUGAGGUUCAGACAUCAGGCAGACUCAUUGUUAGAGCUAGAGAAAUAUAUAUUGAGAAAGAGCUGGAGGAUGUGGAUACGCUUGAGCGUCAACCCGUUAGUUUUAUAUGCGAAGUCAAUCAGGUGGAUGUGGAUGGUCGGUGGUAUCGUGACGACUGCAGAAUCCGACCUGGAGACAACAUCAAGAUAAGACAUCAGGGAAAAACUCAUGCUUUGCUCUUCAAGUCAGUCAGACCAGAACAUGCAGGUGGAAUCAGAUUCACUGCAGAGCGGGUUUCGUCUUAUGCCACUCUUACAGUAAAAGAGCUGCCAGUCCAAAUAAUUCGACCAUUGAGGGUCAAAAUUGCCAUGUAUCGUCACAGAGGUUUACUAGAGUGCCAGGUGUCACGGCCUAAUGCUCAGGUCAAAUGGUACAAGAACAGGAAGGAGCUCCUGCCCUGCAAGAAGUAUCAGCUAAUCAGCCAGGAUGUCUACAGGCAGCUGACCAUCGAAGAUGUUCGCUCUUCAGAUGAAGACACCUACACAUGUGAUGCAGGGGAUGACAAAACCUCAUGUCAACUUUUAGUGGAGGAGCAGGCCAUCAGCAUAGUGCGGGGGAUGAAAUCUGUGGAGGUGAUGGAGCCAAAGCCAGCGCUAUUCCAGGUAGAAACCAGUCUAAAAUCUGGGAGGCCCCCGAAGUGGACCCUAAACAGUGAGGUCCUGGAGCACUCUGCAGGAGUGAAUAUUGACCGGCAGGGGAACCUCCAUAGUCUUUGUUUCACAAGCACUGACAGCUCCAUGUCAGGGCCUGUGGUGUUUGUGGCUGGGAAGAGCCGUUCAACCGCUCAGCUUUCUGUGAAGGAGCGACCUCUUGAGGUUGUUCAGCACUUAGAUGAUGUGGAAGCAAGGGAGAGCAGCUCUGUGAGUUUGUGCUGUGAGUUUGCCCCGUCUCCCCGAGUCGUGCGGUGGUUUAAAGGUCGCACCGCUCUGAAGAUCUCAAACAAAUACUCCAUGAAGAGAGAGGGGAAACGAGUGGAACUGAUCAUUCACAGCCUGACGGGGACUGAUGCAGGACAAUACCGCUGCAUGGCUGGAGGUUCGCAAAGUACAGCACAGGUCAAGGUUGAAGCAAAAACAUUGAAGCUGGUCAAACAUCUUGAACCUGUUGACAUUGAGGAAGAUAGCACUGCCACUUUUUCAUGUGAGCUCAACUAUGUUGUUGCCAAUGCUGAGUGGCUGGUUAACAACGUCCGCCUUAGUUCUAACGCCAUCAACCGGAUCCAACACAUGGGCACAAUGCACAGCCUCGUGAUGCAAAAACUUAGACCACAAGAGAGCAGGGUCACAUUUAAAGCAGGCCUUCUCACUGAGACAACCAUCUUAACGGUUAAAGAGCGCCCGGCAGUGUUUCUUAGGUCUUUGGAGGAUGUCGUUGGAGAAGAGCAAGGGGAGGUCUGCCUGCAGUGUGAAAUCUCUAAAGAUUCAGUGACACCUCUUUGGAGGAAGGAUGGUACUGUCCUGAUACCUGAUGAUAAACAUGAGUUUGUACAGUGUGGAAAGUGCAGGGCACUGAUCAUCCACUCACUGAGCAAGAACGAUGCUGGACAGUACACUUGUGACCUAGGCACCAGUCAGUCCAAGGCUAAAGUUACAGUACAUGAUCUACAUGUUACCAUUGUCCAGCGGAUAAAGACGGUUUCUGUUCUGGAGAGUGAAAACUGUACUUUUGAGUGCCUUCUCUCUCAUGAACUGGAUGAUGAACCCAUUUGGACCAUCAACAGUCAGGUGGUGGUUACCAACAGUCGCAUUCAGCUUGUCAAAAACAGUUGCAUCUACAAGAUGGGAAUUAGAGAUGUCGUACUUUCUGAUGCUGGUGAUGUUGUCUUCACAAUUAAAGACCUGAGUUGUAGAACCAUGUUAUUUGUGAAAGAGAAGCCUGUGCACAUCUUCAGGGACCUGCUCAACGUAAAGGCUGUACCUGGGGAGGACGCUGAGCUGAGCUGUGAAAUCACCAAACCAGAAGUCACCAUUCGUUGGCUGAAAAAUGGACGUCCUAUCAGGCAGAGCCCUAAAUAUGAGAUGACCAUUGAGAAGAACCUGGCACGCCUAGUGAUCAAGAAUGCCUCCAUCAGAGACUCUGGUGAAUACUGUUGCGAGGCUGAUGGUGUUGCAUCCCGAGCCAAGGUGGAAAUCAGAGACCUCCAGCACACUUUUGCAAGGGAGUUGAGAGAUACUCGAGGAGAAGAAAAGGGUAAAGUGACACUGGAGUGUGAGACCAGGCGGCCUGCGAAGCGUGUGACAUGGCUAAAGGGCAUGGUGGAGCUCAAAUCUGGGAAGAAGUAUGUCAUCAAACAGAGGGGAGUGGUUCUAUCCCUUACCAUCUCCUGCCUAGAGAAAACAGACACGGAUAUUUAUGUGUGUGAUGUUGGUACCAUGCAGAGCCGGGCACAACUUACUGUGCAGGGUCAGAAGGUGAUAAUCUUGGAUGAAUUAGAAGAUGUGGAGUGCCUUGAAAGUGACACAGUAACAUUCAGGUGUCGAAUUUGUCCCGAUGACUAUUGGGGAGUCAAGUGGUAUCUGGAUGAGACUCUGCUUUAUACCAAUGAGCUCAAUGAGAUCCAGGUGAAACCAGGAGGCCUCCACACCCUUACAUUUAGACAACUUGCCCGCAAAGACACUGGUACUAUUUCGUUUGUAGCAGGGGACAAAAGAUCUUAUGCCUCACUGCUAGUUAGAGAGAGGCGUCCUACCAUCAUCAAAUCACUGGAAGACUGUGAGGCUUUUGAGGGAGGAGGCUUAGUUUUGUCUUGUGUGACGUCCAAGCCAUGUCACAUCUUGUGGUACAAAGAUGGCUGCCUGAUGUGGCACUCCUCCAGAUACUUCACCACCCAUUCUGGCUGUGAAGCCCGACUGACCAUUCGAGAGGUCAGCAACAGUGAUGCUGGGGUGUACGAGUGCAGCGCUGGCUCUGUCACAACCACAGCUGUCGUUACUGUCAAAGCCAUCCAAGCAGAGUUCACCCAGCCUCUGCAUGCUGUGGAGGCCAAAGAAGGAGAAGAUGUUACACUAACCUGUGAAUACUCUUUACCUGGAGUCCAGUUUCAUUGGAAGAAAGGUUUUGAGAACAUCCGACCUGGAGAAAAGUAUGUCAUGAAACAGAGAAAAACCAUCAUCUCUCUUACCAUCAAAGCACUUCUCCCUGAGGACUCAGGAGAGUACACAUGCCAUUGCAGGCAACACCAGACGAAGGCCAGUCUCAAAGUGCAUGCUAUUCCCAUUACAUUCAUUCAGAAACUGAAGAACCUGCAAGCUGAUGAGGGCAGCAGUGUGAUAUUGCGCUGUGAAAUUUCUAAGCCUGGAAUACCGGUAGAAUGGAGGAAGGAGCACGAACUGCUGAGGAACGGUGUCAAGUUCCAGAUGAGGAAAAGGGAAACCACUUUGGAGCUUCUGAUUUGGAAACCUGCACCUGAAGACAGUGGGGUGUACAGCUGUGAGUGUGCUGAUCAGAUAACAUCUGCCACAGUCAAGAUCACCGCUCUGCCAGUCACCUUCAAACAGAAGCUGAGGAACGUGUUGAUUGAGGAGGGCAACACCGCUAUAUUUCGUUGUGAACUCUCCAAGGCUGGUCAAACUGUAGAGUGGAGGAAAAAUCGAGACCGAGUCAUCAGGAACGGAGAAAAGUAUCACGUGCGACAGAGAGACAUACUUACUGAACUCAGGAUCAUUGAUGUGUCUCCUGAAGACAGUGAUAUCUACACUUGCAUCUGUGGAAACAUUGAGACAACAGCCACCCUGACUGUAAAUGCCAUUCCUGUGACCUUCAAGCAAAAGCUGAAGAACCAGCAAGUGGAGGAAGGACACAACAUCACACUGCAGUGUGAGAUUUCAAAAGCUGGCGUCCCAGUUGAGUGGAGGCUUGGAGGAGAGCAGUUGGAGAAUGGAGAUAAGUACCAGAUAAAGCAGAGGGAUUCCAUCCUGGAACUGACCAUCAGGGAUGCUGUGCCCGAGGACAGCGGCAUCUACACCUGUGUGUGCAGAGAGCAGAAAACAAAGGCCACUGUAAAAGUCAUUGCAGUUCCUGCCACAUUUAAAGUGAGUAUGAAGAGCCAAGAGGUGGAAGAAGGGAAUAGUGUGACUCUACAAUGUGAGCUGUCAAAGAAAGGUGUCCCUAUUCAGUGGCUGAAAGAGGGGCAGGUGCUGUCUGAAGAGUUAGGCUGUGAUAAAUACCAGAUAAAGGUUGAAGGAAGGAAAGCUUCAAUGACUAUUUUCAAUGCACAACUAGAUGAUGCAGGAAAGUACAGCUGCAUUACUGGAGAUGAGAAAACCACAGCGGAAAUCAGAGUCAAAGUGCUUCCUGUCACAUUCAAACAAGAACUCCAGCGCCUGUCGGUCAAAGAAGGAGAGUGUGGAGUUUUCUGCUGUGAACUCUCCAAAUCUGGAGCUGCUGUGGAGUGGAGAAAAGGCAGAGUGAUCCUGAAACCAGGAGAGAAAUAUGAAAUGAAACAGGAGGGCCAUCUAACUAAACUCAUUAUAAACAACGUGGAGGAGAGCGAUGCUGGCAAAUACACCUGCAAGACUAAACACAGCCAAUCCACUGCUGAGCUCAGAGUGCGAGAUCUCCCUCCACGCUUCACGUUACCAUUAGUUAACCAGGAGGUCACAGAGGGCAACGUUGUGGCUCUGCACUGUGAGCUCAACAAGCCUGCUAACUCAGUGGAGUGGAGGAGAGGAGGACAGCUACUCAGGAACGGAGACAAGUACCAGAUGAGGAAGAAAGACCUGCAGGUGGAAAUGAAGAUCACAGACCUCACAGUGGAGGAUUCUGGAGAUUACACCUGUGUAUGUGGGGAAGAAAGGACAACAGCUCAGAUCACAGUCAAUGAAAGGCCUAUUAAAUUCAUUCAAGAUCUGAAGAAUAUUCAAGUACAGGAGGGAAACGGCGUGGCACUCUCUUGUGAGCUCUCCAAACCGGGCUUCCCAGUGCAGUGGAAGAAGGAUGAUGUUGUGCUGACCAGUGGUGAGAAAUACCAGAUCAGGCAAAAUGGCUCCAAGCCAGAGCUUCUCAUCAGGAAAAGUCUCCCAGAGGACAGCGGCUCUUACAGCUGCAUUUGUGAUGAUGUCAAAACUACAGCAAGUGUUGCAAUUACUGCAAUUCCAGUGACAUUCAAGCAAAAACUGAAGAACCAGGAAGCAGUGGAGGAUGGUUAUUUAACAUUACGCUGUGAGCUUUCCAAACCUGGACAAGCAGUAGAGUGGAGGAGAGAUGCACAACUUCUGAAGGAUGGAGAAAAAUACCAGAUAAAGCAGGAGGGCCGAGCAGCAGAGUUGCUGAUUAGAACUGUAACCCUUGCAGAUGCAGGAGAAUACAUCUGUUGUGCUGGGACUGCUAUGACUUCAGCUGACAUCAAAGUUAGAGCUCUUCCUGUGACAUUCAAGAAAGAAGUUGAGAAUUUGGAGGUGAAGGAAGGAGACAGCGCAGCUUUCUGCUGUGAGCUCUCCAAACCCGGAGCUCCAGUCAACUGGAGAAAAGGCAGAGUCAUCCUGAAGUCUGGUUACAAGUACGAGAUGAAACAAGAGAGAGAUCUCACCAAGCUGAUCAUCAACAACGUGGAGGAGAACGAUGCUGGAAAAUACACCUGCAAAACAGAGGACAGCCAAUCCACAGCAGAGCUCACAGUCAAAGCUCCGCCCGUCACAUUCAAAACAAAGCUAAGGAACCAGCAGGUGGAGGAGGAAAACAACGUGACGUUGAGCUGUGAAUUGUCAAAGCCCGGCCUCGCUGUGGAGUGGAUGAAAGGGAAAGAGGUGCUGAAGAGUGAUUUCAAGUACCAGAUUAAAAAUCGUAACAGCAUCAUGGAGCUGACCAUCAAAAACACCCAGCUGGAGGACAGUGGGCUCUACAGUUGUAUGUGUGGAGAUGUCAAGACCACAGCACAUGUCACAAUUACACCCAUCCCUCUAACAUUCAAACUGGGUCUGAAGAACCAGGAGGCUCCGGAGGGAGGGAAUGUGUGUCUGCGCUGUGAGCUGUCCCGGGCCGGAGUGCCCGUUCAGUGGUGGAAAGGGGAGGACCAGCUUUACCACGGAGGGAGAUUCCAGAUGACACAGAAAGGGAAGAUAGCUGAGAUGACCAUCAGAAACAUACAACCAGAGGAUGUUGGAGAAUACAGCUGUGUAUUUGGAGGUCAAAAGACAACAGCUGAAGUCAAUGUGAGAGCUGCAGCAUCUGUGUACUUUGAGAAGGAACUAGAGAGCCAAGUGGUUAUGGAGGGGAAAUCUGCGCUCAUGUCCUGUGAAGUUUCUAGUGCUAACGUUCCUGUCACUUGGAAGAAAGACAGCACUGUGGUGGAAAACGGUGUGCAUUACAUAGUGAGAAAAAAAGGCCCUUUGCACACUCUGGAGAUUAAGAAACUGCAGCUGACAGAUGCUGGAGAGUAUUGCUGCAUCACCAGAGGAAAGAAAACCACUGCCAAACUGAUUGUGAGGGAGCGUGUCAAGAUUGUGAAGGAACUGCAGGACCUAACAGUGACAGCUGGAGAAGAUGCUGUGUUUGUGUGUGAGCUGACCCAUGCAGAUGUGAGCGAGGGCGUAUGGUGGCUUGGUUCGAGCCCCCUGCAGAAAAAUGAGAUGAACCAGAUCACGUGCCAUGGACGCCAGCACCGCCUCGUCCUCACCAUGACAACACCAGAAGAGACUGGCAAUGUAGCAUUUGUAGUUGGGGAGGAAAGGACCUCUGCAAAACUGUUGGUUCUCCCUAAGCCCAAAGUUUUGUUUGAGGAGAAACCCAAAGACAGUGUCAUCAUGGAAGGAGAGACAGCUUUCCUGUCCUGUGCUACAUCUGAUUGCAUCACCAUGGUUACCUGGAAGCGCAACCAUGUCCCACUUCGAAGUGGUGAUAAAUAUGAGAUGUGCAAGGAGGGUAAAGUCAAUCGGCUUCUUAUCCAUGAUGUGGAGCCCCAGGAUAGUGGCAUAUAUUCCUGUGAUACAGGAGAUGUGCAGAGCAGUUUCAAACUGACUGUAACAGAACUUCCUGCGUUCUUUCAAGAAGAGCUACAAAGUGUAGAAGCUGAAGAAGGAGGCUCGGCCUGCCUCUACUGUGAGAUAUCUAAACUAGGAGUACCGAUUCAGUGGAAAAAGGACAGGCUGCCGAUAAGAGCCAGCAGGAAGUAUGAGGUGAGGCAAGAUGGCUGCUUUCUCCAGCUUUUCAUCAAAAAUCUUAAACCUGAGGACAGCGGCAGCUACACGUGUCAAGCAGGGAAUGCAGAGACAAGUGCAACUGUGUCUGUAAGAGAGACACCUCCAUUCUUCAAAAAAGAAUUGAGAAGUUUGGAGGCUGAGGAAGGAGGUGCAGCUUUCCUGCAAUGUGAGCUAUCUAAACCAGGAUUGUCUGUGCAGUGGAAGAAAAACAAACUGCCUCUUAGGUCAAGCAGAAAGUAUGAAAUAAAACAAGAUGGCUGCCUGUUCCAGCUAAACAUCAAUGACCUGAAACCUGAAGACAGUGGCAGCUACACAUGUCAAGCAGGAAGCAUAGAGACGACUUCUAAUGUGACAGUCAGAGAACUCCCAGCUUUUUUCAAGGAGAAUCUGCAGAACAUAAAGGCAGAUGAAGGGGGUACAGCCUCACUUUUCUGUGAAGUUUCUAAGUCUGGAGUUUCUGUUCAGUGGAAGAAGAACAAUGUGACUCUGAGAGCCAAUAGGAAGUAUGAGAUGAAGCAGGAAGGCUGCUUUCUACAGCUUAACAUCAAGGAGAUCAAUCUAGAGGACAGUGGCUGCUACACUUGCCAAGCAGGAGGAGCAGAAACUAGUGCCACUGUCUCAGUAAAAGAGCUCCCACCUUUCUUUAAGGAGAAUUUGAAAAGUCUAACCAUUGAGGAGGGAGGGACAGCCGCCCUUUGCUGUGAGGUAUCUAAGCCUGGGCUGCAUGUGCAAUGGAAGAAGAACAGGCUGCCAUUAAGAGCGAACAGGAAGUAUGAGAUGAAGCAUGAUGACUGCUUCCUUGAGCUGUACAUCAAAGAUCUCACACUUGAUGAUAGUGGUAGCUACUCAUGUCAGGCUGGAGAUGUAGAGACUACUGCAACUCUGACAGUGAAAGAGCUUCCCACCUUCUUCAAGAAAGAGCUAGUAAACAUGGAGGCUGCGGAAGGUGGAGCAGCAUCUUUGUGCUGUGAAGUGUCCAAACCUGGAGCUUCUGUGCAGUGGAAGAAAAACAAGAUGCCAUUAAGAGCCAGUAAGAAGUUUGAGAUGAAGCAGGAAGGCUGCAUAGUUCAGCUUCACAUUAAUGAUGUCAAAGCUGAGGACAGUGGUAGCUACACAUGUCAAGCUGGACCCGCUGAGACCACUGCGACACUAUCUGUGAAAGAACACCCAGUUUUCUUCAAGAAAGAAUUACAAAAUAUGAAUGGUGACGAAGGAAGCAUCAUCUCUCUGUGCUGCGAACUUUCCAAACCUGUUCCUGUGCUCUGGAGGAAAAACAAAUUGCCUAUGAGAGCCAGCAGGAAGUAUGAGAUGAAACAAGAAGGUUCCAUCAUUCAACUUUAUAUCAAAGAUUUAAAACUUGAGGACAGCGGCAGCUACACGUGUCAAGCAGGGAAUGCAGAGACAAGUGCAACUGUGUCUGUAAGAGAGACACCUCCAUUCUUCAAAAAAGAAUUGAGAAGUUUGGAGGCUGAGGAAGGAGGUGCAGCUUUCCUGCAAUGUGAGCUAUCUAAACCAGGACUGUCUGUGCAGUGGAAGAAAAACAAACUGCCUCUUAGGUCAAGCAGAAAGUAUGAAAUAAAACAAGAUGGCUGCCUGUUCCAGCUCCACAUCAAUGACCUGAAACCGGAAGACAGUGGCAGCUACACAUGUCAAGCAGGAAGCAUAGAGACGACUUCUAAUGUGACAGUCAGAGAACUCCCAGCUUUUUUCAAGGAGAAUCUGCAGAACAUCAAGGCAGAUGAAGGGGGUACAGUCUCACUUUUCUGUGAAGUUUCUAAGUCUGGAGUUUCUGUUCAGUGGAAGAAGAACAAUGUGACUCUGAGAGCCAAUAGGAAGUAUGAGAUGAAGCAGGAAGGCUGCUUUCUACAGCUUAACAUCAAGGAGAUCAAUCUAGAGGACAGUGGCUGCUACACUUGCCAAGCAGGAGGAGCAGAGACUAGUGCCACUGUCUCAGUAAAAGAGCUUCCCCCGUUUUUCAAGGAGAAUUUGAAAAAUGUCUCCAGUGAGGAGGGAGGGACAGCAUCCCUUUGCUGUGAGGUAUCCAAGCCAGGGCUGUCAAUACAAUGGAAGAAGAACAGGCUGCCACUGAGAGCAAACAGGAAGUAUGAGAUGAAGCAUGAUGGCUGUUUCCUCCAACUUUACAUCAAGGAUCUCACACCUAAGGAUAGUGGUAGCUACUCAUGCCAAGCUGGAGCUGCAGAGACUACAUCAACUGUGACAGUGAAAGAACUUCCUCCUUUCUUCAAGAAAGAGCUAGUAAACAUGGAGGCUGACGAAGGUGGAGCAGCAUCUUUAUGCUGCGAAGUGUCUAAACCUGGAGCGUCUGUGCAAUGGAAGAAAAGCAAGAUGCCACUAAGAGCCAGUAAGAAGUAUGAGAUGAAACAAGAAGGUUCCAUCCUUUAUCUACAUAUUAAAGAUCUGAAACCUGAGGACAGUGGCAGCUACUCGUGCCACGCAGGGAAUGCAGAGACAAGUGCCACCGUGUCUGUAAAAGAGACGGCCCCAUUCUUCAAAAAAGAAUUAAGAAGUUUGGAGGCAGAGGAAGGAGGUGCAGCUUUCCUGCAAUGUGAGCUAUCUAAACCAGGAUUGUCUGUGCAGUGGAAGAAAAACAAACUGCCUCUUAGGGCAAGCAGGAAGUAUGAAAUAAAACAAGAUGGCUGCCUGUUCCAGCUCCACAUCAAUGACCUGAAACCUGAAGACAGUGGCAGCUACACAUGUCAAGCAGGAAACACAGAGACCACUGCAACUUUAUCUGUGAAAGAACUUCCUGUGUUCUUCAUCAAGGACAUACAAAAUAUGAAUGCUGAAGUAGGAGAGAUGAUCUCAUUGUGCUGUGAACUUUCCAAACCUGGUGUUUCAGUGCUGUGGAAGAAAAACAAGCUGCCACUGAGAGCCAGCAUGAAGCAUGAGAUGAAACAAAAUGGUUGCCUCUAUCAGCUUAACAUCAAAGAUCUCAAGCUUGAGGACAGUGGCACCUACACAUGCCAAGCAGGGAGUGCAGAAAGCACCGCAAAUGUGGCAGUUAAAGAGCUUGCUUCAUUGUUCAUCCAAGAAUUACAAAGUGUAGAGGCAGAGGUUGGCAGUGCAGCCUCAUUGUCCUGUGAGUUAUCCAAACCUGCAGUCUCUGUACUGUGGAAAAAGGAUAACAUGCCUCUGAGAGCCGGAGAAAAGUAUGAGAUGAAACAAGACGGCUGUUUCCUGCAGAUUAACAUCCAGAAGCUCUGUUCAGAGGACAGUGGUAGUUACUCAUGUCACGUCGGAAAUGCAGAAACGUCUGCAAGAGUACAAAUAAAAGCACCAAAACCUCCAUCAGAGGAAAAGUCUAGAACAGCAUUGGCACAGAUGAAAAGUACUAUUGGUAAACCAGCUCCUGCUUCAGAAAUUGAAAGGCCCCACCUUCCAGAUCCAAACCAAAUUCCCCCUGAGCCCAAGAAAAGGACAAAUAGGAAAGCAUCUAUUACUUCUGUCGAAAAAGACUCAGAGCAAGUUUUUGACAUAAAGGUGUCUGUGCACAAUAUCAAUAAUGAAGUCCAACAGGGUGUCCAAUGUGAAGGAUCUAAAGUAGAGCACUUGGAUGUUCCUCAGAAUGGAAAAAAAGUGGAAAGGAGUGAAGACAAAGGGAGUGAAGUGCACAAGAAAGAGGCUAAGACAGUUCAGCUACCAGAGAAGAAUUAUAAGGCUGGCAGGAGAAUUGAAAAACCAGCUUCACCUCUGGGUAUGGAAAAUGAUCUUAUGGAAAAGAGGCAACCAGAAGGAAGUGUAGGAAAAUUUGUUAAAGUCAUCCCUCCAGUAAAUCAGUCAGAAAAGCUUGUGGGUAACAAAGUAGUUGAACUGAAAAAGACACAAAAGGGAUGUGAAACUGAAAAGGGGUUUAAACAACAAGAAGACUCUUCAGAAGAAGCAAAUGAAGUUAAACAGAAAAUAACUCAACAAGCAACAACAAUUUGGAGAAACAGUCAGGAUGAAAAACAUGUACAAGAACAGCUUAAUGGGAAAGAAAUAAACACAGAUGUCAAACCUUCAAAAAACAAAGGUGAAGUAAGAAAGACAGAAGAGGAGACUUUGAAACCACCAGUAAGAUCUAAGGCAAAGGUAGCAUAUGGAGAGCAAUCACUCAAGUCUAUUAUGAAUCAAACAGAGGAUACAAUUCCUCGACUAAUCAAGACUUCUCUUAAGGAUUUUGAAGAUCGUAAAGAGAUACAAAAUGGGCAAGAGUUCACAGAGAAGAUAUUGACGCAAACACCCAGAGCAAACCAGCAAUCAAUAGAAGAGCCAGAAAAGGCAGAUGAAAUUCUUCAAUUUGCACCUCCAAAACCACCUGAGAGGAGAAAGAGUAAAGUAAAAAUAGGAAUGGAAAGACAGGGGUCAAGGGACACAGAGACAGAUCAAGAUGAUAUACAGCCGAAAAGAGUUGGAGUAAAGUCCCCUGAGGAGAAGACAGACAAACAGCUAAAAAAGCCUUUAAAGAAAGAUGUUGAAGAAAUUUUAAAAUUAGAAAGAAGUAAGUCUAUCACAACUGAUAGUGAAAUGGAAAAUAAACUUAAGCAACCAGUAAAACAACCAGUAAAACCAAUUAAGAAAGAACCUGAAAUUAAACUGGCUGUUGAGCCAAUAAGAAGAGUGGAGGAAACAAAAUCAACUAAGAUGGAAGACAACAUUCCUCUGCUCUACAUUUCUGAGGAAGAAACUUUCUCAGAGGCCUUAACUGAGCUUCCUCCUAACCACAUCCAACCUGCUGUUCUCGAGAGACAAACAGGACAGCAACUUAUCCAGGAGAUCCAGCCACCAGAACCGUCUCCCCUAGAGACUGACAUCAACAUAGACGAUGAACCCGAAAUGCAAGAAGCUGCCAUUAAGAUCCAGGCAGUAUUCAAAGGCUACAAAGCUCGGAAAGGCAUGCGACCAGUCUUUAAGGAGGUAUUCAAGAACCAGAACGCAGAUCUUCAUGGUACACUUACAUUAAAGUGUGUUGUCGAUGGAAGACCCAGCACUGUGCGCUGGAUGAAAAAUGGCCAACAUGUUAUAAAUGAUCCUCGAUGCCGGGUUGAAACAACAGAAAACGGAGAAUGCACACUUGUGGUUAAGAACUUGAACAAAAGCGACAGUGGAGUUUAUACCUGUGAGGUGGCAAAUAAGUUUGGUGUGACUUCCUACAAUGGAAACAUAACUAUAGUGAAGACUGUGCAACCUGUUCCUGCAGUCCAGAAGCCUAUACACCCACCACUAGCAGCCAUAACUCCUUUGCAGCUUGCUCCACAAAAGCCUGACACUCAGGACAUGACACAGACUCAAAGUCUGACUCAGAGUCAAGCAGAGCUAGCUCCAACUUCAGAUGCUGAAAAUUAUGUAGAAAGUGUGAGUGUUUCCCUGUGGGAUGCCUACAUCUUGACAGAACAGAACAAUCAAACACUCAUGCAAGAGAGAAGAUCUUCCCUCAUUGCUGUCAGCUCCUUGUCAAGUCCCUCAGAGUAUGACACAGCUCCUGAUAUAGUGGAGCCUGUUGAGACUAUACCAGUGACACAAAGGGAAGUACCAAAACCAGCUGAUACAAUGCAGCCAAAGGAUAAUAAUGAAGAAACAGCUGCUCCGAAACCUCCUAUGAAACUGCUGAAUGUUAAAGGACCUCAUGAUAUUAAGUUAAGGACACCAUCUCCAAAGCACCAUCGAUCCCACACACCUUUAACAAGUACUGUGUCUGGAUCUGAGUCAGAGGGUGAAGAGGAUAGACGAGAGAUAUUUGAAAUAUAUGUAGCUCGAGCCGACUGCAGUCCUAAUAUUGGAAGUAAGGACAGUUUUAUUCUUAAAGAGGGUCAGUUUGUGGAGGUCUUGGACUCUGUUCAUCCUGACAGAUGGUUGGUGAGGACCAAGCCAUCCAAAACCAACCCCUCUCGGCAGGGAUGGCUGUGUCCAGCCUAUCUGGAAAAGAAGAGAAAAGAAACCUUCCCACAAAGGAGAGUUGCUCAGGAGGAUCUCGAUGGAAUUGGGUCUACAGGGGAAGAGUACAGGAGAGCACUGAGUCAGCUGAUCCAAGGCUUGAUUGAUGGAGAAGAGGAGUUUGUAAAGGCAAUGAAGAUGUUUAUCAUUCACCUGCUCAACCAUCUGGACUGUAGCCAUCAUGUUCCCAUUAACAUCCUCAACCAGAAAGAAAUCAUCUUCAGGAACAUCAAAGAUAUUGUCGGUUUACAUGAACGUUCCAUCCUCCCUGGCCUGAGGGAGUGUGUUACAGAUGAUGAUGUUGCCAUGUAUUUAAUCAAGCACACUGAACAUUUUGAAAAGUAUCUUCACUACAUGGUGGGGCAAGCACAAGCGGAGGCCUGCAUCAGUGACAAGGCUGUUCAGCAAUACUUCAAAGACAUAACAGCACCUGAGAAGCCUGGUGGUGCCCCAAUAAUGGAUGUCCUUACUUUCCUGCAGCAACCAGUGGAGAGGAUUCAAACUUACCAGGCUUUACUGAAGGAGUUGAUCAAGAAUAAAGCAAAGAGUGGCCAGAGCUGCUACCUUUUAGAGGACGCCUUCUCCGUGGUGUCCUGCUUGCCCUGGAGAUCAGACAACCUGCAUCGAGUAUCACUGAUUGAAAACUAUCCAGCUCCUCUUACUGCUCUAGGCGAGCCUGUACGACAGGGAGUCUUCACAGUAUGGGAGGAAUCUCCAGAAGUGAAAACAACCUCUAGGGGGCAUCAGAGACAAGUGUUUCUCUUUAAGGAAUGCAUUGUACUGUGUAGGGUGAAGAGAGAUGGCAGCAUGAAUCGAGACACUUAUAGCUUUAAGAACAAAAUGAAGCUGAAUGAUGUGGAAAUAAAGGAAACUGUGGGUGGAGAAGACAGGUCCUGGGGUUUGUGGCAUGAGCACAGAGGCUCUAUACGGCGUUACACUUUGCAGAGCAACUCCACACUGGUUAAGCUGUCCUGGCUGAAAGACCUGAAGGAGCUGCAGCAGCGGUCCAGCCUCAGCAAUAACUGCCCUCCAGUGUUUGAGUCUCUGCUUUGUGAUUGCUCAACACAAAUUGGACAGACAGUCAAACUGACCUGCAGAGUAUUGGGAUUUCCAAAACCAGUGGUCAGCUGGAUCAAAGAUGGUCUUCCUUUGGAGGAUGACCCACGCCACAUCAUCUCAGCUGACCGGUCAGGAACAUGCAGUCUUGUCCUGGACUGCCUUACAGCAGAGGACUCUGGUCAGUACAUGUGCUAUGCAACCAGCUCUAUGGGCAGUGCAGGCACUCUGGCUAAGGUGGUAGUGCAAGCUCCACCCAGAUUUGUGAGCCGACUAGAAAGUGCUUGUCUGAUUGACGGAGAGGAGAUCCAGUUUUCAUGUUCCACUCUCACAACCCCUUUACCAAGAAUCAGAUGGUUGAAAGAUGGCAAGGAGCUGACUGACAGCAACAAAUACUCCAUUGUGAACGACGCCCGAAGUGGAAUCUUGUCUCUCACAGUUAUCGGAGCAACAGAGGCAGAUAUUGGACAGUAUGAGUGUGAGCUUUGGAAUGAACUUGGCUGUGUCAAAUGCAAAGCAGGCCUAUGUCCUGCCUUUGUACCACCGGGUGACGGUGAGAGUGACCAAUCACAGGACUUACCUGCUAAAGGUACAACUGUCCGAGCCACUGGAGUCAAUACCCAUGUGAAAACCCAUGACAGUGUUUUCAUAUGUGUGGUUUAUCCUUUAAGCAAAUUAGCUGCGUUUCCAAAGGCUAACUCUCCACUCCUACAAGAUGGUCAUGUGCUGGGCGAGUGUAUCCUUCCUGCCCGUGCAGGAGUGGGCAUGUCAUCAUGUCCUGUUGAUGUGAAAGUUUUCCUAAUUGGUGUUUUGGUUUUUCUAGAAGCUGACUCAGAGCCCUGGUCCACUGCCUUUGUUAAGAAAUGGCUGCAGACUGAUUUCAGCCCUUCUUCUAUUGCCAAGACACAAAUUUCCCCUGGAUCUUCUGAAUACAGCCCCGCUGUGGAUGUUCACUCAUCUGCAGGACAGCAGUCGUCAUGUUAUCUGGAAGAAGAAGAAGAGAUCUACAUCUCAGAGGCUCUCCACGAAAUAACAGAUGCUCCUCCUUCAGUCCAGGUCCCUGCUGAGGAUCUGUGUGUCGAACCUGGACAACCAGCAACAUUCAUGGCCAUCAUCACAGGAAGACCCACACCUAAAGUACAGUGGUACAAGGAUAAGGAGCCCCUCACAGCCAAUGAGAAUGUGAAAAUAGUCCAACAUGGUGCUCGCUGCAGCCUAACCAUAUUGUGCCCUGAAGGAGAGGACAGUGGCAUAUAUACCUGCUUCACUCACAACGACUCAGGCCAAGCCUCCUGUGAAGCUCAGCUAACGGUUGAGGAAGGUCUGCUUGAUCCUCAGGAGAGGGAAGUGGAGCUGGGGAAGAGAAGGAGAUUAUUCUCAGUCUAUGAUGUACAUGAGGAAAUUGGAAGGGGGACGUUUGGGGUGGUGAAGCGUGUCAUCCACAGAAGAACAGGGGAAGUGUUUGCUGCCAAAUUUUUGCCUCUUCGGAGCAGCUCUCGGACCAGAGCCUUCCAGGAGAGGGACCUUCUGUCUCGCCUCGCUCACCCCAGAGUGGCCUGCCUCCUGGACUUCUUUUGCACCAGACGCACCCUGGUGUUAAUCACAGAAAUCUGUUGUUCUCAUGGACUUCUGGACCAUUUAUUGAUGAGAGGAUCUGUCUCAGAAAAAGAGGUUCAAUUUUAUGUCCAACAAAUUCUAGAAGGGGUUUGUCAUAUUCACAGCAUGAACAUCAUGCAUCUGGAUAUCAAACCUGAAAAUAUAUUAAUGGUGUACCCGCCAAAAGACGAGAUCAAGAUCUGUGAUUUUGGCUUCUGCCAGGAAAUAGACACAUCCCGACACCAGUACAGUAUGUUGGGUACCCCAGAGUUUGUUGCACCUGAGAUUGUACAUCAAGAACCUGUUACUGUGGCCACAGAUAUUUGGGCUGUCGGUGUCAUAACAUUUCUGUGUCUGGUUUGCCGAUGCCCCUUUGUGGGCGAGACUGACCGUGCAACAUUGCUGAGGGUGGGAGAAGCAACUUUAAACUGGGACGCCCCAGACAUUGUAUGCAGGAGCCCAGAAGCCAGGAAUUUUCUCCGUACAGUCCUUCAACCGGAUCCAGAGACUCGACCAUCUGCCUUUGAGUGCUUGAGUCAUGAGUGGCUUCAGGAUGGAAAUGCAGGGGAGGACACUGAUGAAAUCAACACGAGGAGUUUGAAAGUUUUCAUCUCUAAAAGGAAGUGGCAGCGUUCUUUGACAUCCAUCGGGUCUGUGCUCACACUGAGGCCCAUCCCUGAGCUGCUAGAUGCUCCUCUCAGAGAGACAUCAGUUGCGGUGCCCCACGAGCCACAGGAGCACAGCAGCACCUCCCUGAGCAGUGGCUCCUCUUCAGAGUAUGAUGAGGCUGACUCUUGGGACUUUUUCCAGCACUGCAGCCAGACAGAGGAGGACGAGGAGGAGGAGACAGAAGAAGAGUAUGACCCCUUAACAGAGAGGGCACAGAUCUUGGAUCCAUAUCCUAAAUGCCUCCUAAGUUUACAGGGGGAGGAGGUAGGGACUUUUGGGGAGGAUGAGGAUGGAGAAAUGGGGGGAAGAAGGAGUAUUAUCGAACGCAGCAUGAGCAGAGCAUCGAUUGCGUCAUCAUCAACAACAACAGACCAACAGACACCUCAGAGGGAACGACGCUUCAGCAAGGAUAGCAACCAAUCUUUGUACCUCUCUGAUGGCGAAGAGGGUUCAGGAAGUGAUGGAGGCCGCAUUCCCAGAGGAAGCGUCAUCCGGAGCACUUUCUACAACAGCUCUCAACAGCUUUCCCCUCUGUCUGCGAGACACAUGACUUUGAGGGACAAAUUCCAGGCGAAAAAGCAGGAAAGAGGCCGUAAGCCUCUCAGGAGGAGCUUCUCGGGACGGCUCAAUGAGCCUCUGAUUGAAUACGUGGAGGAUGAGCCUGAGAGCAACCGUGGGCAGAGACGAGGAUCCGUACAGCCCAGCAUGCAGAAGUCCUCUUCGUUUGAUGAUGGGGUGGGCUUCUCUCACACCAAUGUACCACCGCCACACAGACGGAGCAGAUCUCUUGACGAGUAUUCCCGUCGAUCUCCCAGCUCAGCCAGCCAUGAAAGCGCACACGAAGAAGAGGCCUCUCACAGCAUGAAGGGAGAAAUCACAGAUGGUGAAGCAGCUGGGAGAAAUUCACUAAUUAUCCAGAAAGCUCCAAAAGUCUCAGAACGAAGAGGCUCAGUCGCUCCGACACAAAGACUCUUCAGUGGAUCAUCUGUUCCAUCGGAGUUCCUUGCUGGAGGGAGAAUGAGGUCCAGGCUGGGUCAGGACCAGAUUGAAGGAGACACUCUGACCAGCUCCCAGGGAUCUCUGGCUGAGUCUUUUAUUCUGGAACAUGGUGGAUCUGAGUCUUCAAGUAGAAUAGGCUCCUUUGAUGAGCUCAGUCAUGGUCAUGUUGGAAGGAGAUACCGAUCAGGACAGAGUGAUGAAAAUGAUGAAAACAGUGAACCCCUGAUUACACCCUCUCCUUCCUCAUUUCAGAAAAUAAAACCUCGAAGUUCCCGUCCUCAGCCUCCACCACGUAAUAGGACCCGGUCCAAUCCCAACUUGUCUACAAUUAGCAAAGGUCAGCCAGAGAGGCCCUCAAUGCCGAGUCCCAGUCCAAGCAUUUGCUCUCUAGGAACUCCUGAGAGGCCUCCCCGAGCCCGAGACAAGAAAGAGGGCUCCAUGCUCCAAAGGCAUGCGUCUGCUCCGGCUCUGGAAGCGCGCCCAACGACUGGAAAGUCCCCCAAACUGGGUCUCCUGAGGAUCUUCCGCAGGCAGUCCUGGACCAGCCACUCAUACACCCAGCUGGAGAACACGGAGCUGGGGCCCACACUGGGAGAGAUCAUGAAGCCCGAUACACCCACUAUGUCUCUGAGGAAGAAGAUGAGAGCUUCAGCCUCCAGUCUGACUAAACUGUUUUCCAGGUCCUCCAGUAACGAAGAUGUCAGCAAAGGACGGCCAAUAGUUAAAGGAUCCGCUGCCAUCCCAGCUGAGAGGGGACAGAGCAGCGGUCUUGAGACCCCCAAAAAGAGAAGCUCAAAGCUCCUCUCAUCUUUUAAAAUACCACCGUUCAAAAAGAUUAAAGUUCGUCCCAGCAAAGCAGAGGUGCUCCAGCUAGACGGAGGUGGAGUCCUGCUGGUGUGGAGGCCUGUCCAGUCCGAUGACCCAGUCACUUACUGUGUGCAGUACUGUUCAGAUGGUGGCGAAUGGACAGUCCUGUCAGAUGAGGUGGCAGACAGCUGCUACGUAGUGAAGGACUUACCUAAAGGGGCGUCGUAUGUGUUCAGGGUGGGCUGCGUCACCAGGACAGGAGCAGGACCUUUCAGUGAAGCUUCAGCUCCCAUUGUCAUGUCCACUCAUCCUGAAGAUAUCCGCAUUCCUCUCAUUCAGGCUGACUCAAUCGGGUCAAAAGUCCCUGGAUCAGAACAUCAAACCGCAAACAGGAACUACAGCUUCCUGUCUGAGAUCAACAGGGGUCGUUUCAGUGUCAUAAACUUGUGCAGGGAUGUGGAAACCAGUCAGGUAUUUGCUGCUAAGAUCACUCCCUACCAGGCCAAGCAAAGACAGCUGGUGCUGCAGGAGUACCAGCUGCUCAGGAGGCUGCACCACCCCCACCUGGUUCAGCUGUAUGCUGCUUUCAUCACCCCUCUGUAUGUGCUGCUGGUGGAGGAGUUGUGUCCCGGCAAGGAGCUGCUGCACAGUCUGGCUGCAAGAGACCUGUAUGCAGAGAGUAAUGUGGCCGAGCUGCUCCAUCAGAUUGUCAGCGCAGCGGACUACCUCCACAGCCGUCGGGUCAUCCACUUGGACCUGAAGUCUGACAACAUGUUAGUGGAUGAUGGCAACCACCUCAAGAUCAUCGACUUUGGCUCGGCUCAGUCCUUCGUUCCCGGACAGCCUCUCAACAUCGAGCACAUUCACGGCUUCUCAGACAGCAAAGUCUAUAUUGUCCUUCCUAAAGCUCCAGAAAUCCUGGAGGGUCAGGGUGUGGGGCCGGAGACUGACAUCUGGGCCAUUGGAGUCCUGUCCUUUAUCAUGCUGAGCGCCGACAGUCCCUUUUAUGCCGAACACAGCUGGGAGCAAGACAAAAACAUUAAGAAAGGAAAGAUACAAUUUGGCCGCUGUUACCCUGGUCUGUCAGAAGGAGCUUUAAAUUUCAUGAAGAACAGCCUGAAUAAUAAAUCCUGGGGGAGACCAACAUCGGCCGAGUGUCUCCAGAACCCGUGGCUGCGCGCCCAUCGGGCUCCGCACAAAGUCCGACCCUCCAAAGUUUGCUUCUCCACUGACAAGCUCAGAGCUUACCUCAAGCAGAAGGAGGAGAAACGAGAACAGGUGUGCAUAAAACAUCAGGGGCCGUUCUUCCAGUGAGGUAAAAAAACAAAAAAAAAACAAACACAAAACUUCUUCAUCGUUGUAAAACAAAAAAAAGACAUUACUGCAAUUGUAUUUUUUGUGAUGUGACUUUUCUUCUGUUAAACAAAACCAAAGUUAGUUUCAUAAAAUGAAAUAUCCUGACUUUGAACGUGUCUUAACGAAUCUCAGUUUGUGAAAUCUUUUUGAUUUGGUUUUGAUGGAAUCAUAUCAGGGAUUAGCUAGGACUGCACAUUGAUGCAUGAGUUGAAAGGUUUUAGUUGCUCUCAAAGUGAUUUGCUGCCUUCAUCUGUUAAAAUGUCAAACGGGCGCACGUUUGGUCUUACAUGUAACAUCUUUUUUUGUGUGUUUUAAGAAAACAAGAGAAAAUUUCAGAAAUAUAUUUCAGACCUCAUUACUCAUAAGUUUGCAAUGAAUAAAUAGAAAAACGUGUGUUUUGUGAAUGACCUCCUAUCUUGAAGUGAAUGGAAAAAAUAUAAUAAAUGUCAC